Habropoda laboriosa is the source of this 2199-nucleotide messenger RNA. It is a transcript of the gene Nulp1, whose product is annotated as transcription factor 25. Gene Ontology annotation, cellular component: RQC complex. Bases 199 to 2004 code for a protein of 601 amino acids. The record is from RefSeq and is a predicted model, not a curated record. NCBI's taxonomy places the organism in Eukaryota, Metazoa, Arthropoda, Insecta, Hymenoptera, Apidae. The transcript has 8 exons.
AGUUAUGCUUGUGCUAAUUGAGAGAAGGAAAAAUUGACAAGUAAAAAAACAUUUUGGUUUUAACAAACAUUUGUGGAAAACGAGGGACACUGUCGAAACUGUCGUCAUUUACUUGAUUCUUCGAAAAAUUUAUGUGCGCUUCGACCUACUUUUACGUUGAUUUUUCUACUCUUCGGUUAAAAAUUUCUUCAAUUUACUAUGUCUACACGGUAUAUGAAAAAAGUAUACGGCGGUGAUGUGUUGUCCGAGAAGGAUAGCGAAAAUGAAAAUGAGAUGGAAAAUUCGAUAAUUGGCAACGUUAAAUCCAAAGCAUUCAACUUGUUUGAUGUAUUGAAUCAAAAUUCGGAAAUCAGUGAGAAAGAAAACGAAGAAGAGCAAGUGAUAGAAGAAAACUGUAUCAAUGAAGCUAAACGUAAAAAAAGAAAGAAAAGACGAAAGAAGUUAGAUGGUUCUAAAGCUCAACAAAUUAUUGAAUCUAAAGAUAAGGAGGAUGUAGAUGAAAUUGAAAGAACUGUGAGGGAAGUGAAUAAAUUGCUUGGAGAACCACUGCCAGGUUGUAGUUCUCAAAGCACGUAUAAUUUACAGUGGAACGAAGAAAAAUCUAAAGAGAAUAUUUUGUUGGUACAACACAAACAUUUAAAUCCUUAUAACGAACUUAAAAGAAUUUUUGGUAGUAAGACUGUACAAGCUGAACAAAACAGUAGGAGACACAGAGGUCGUUUGGUUUACUUGAAGAGGACAUGGUUGGUUUCUCCUAGAUAUAAUUGGCCACCGCUUAAUAAAUCUGGCCUUUCAAUGUCUUUAGAUCACACUAUAAAGUCUACCAAUAAUAUUCAAUAUUUUGUAUAUGAACACAGUCUGUCAUACAAACAAGUUCAAUUAAAGUUUUUGCAAGCUGUUGAAAGCUUAAAUCCUGAAAACAUUGUUAGUAUAAUAAAUGCACACUCCUAUCAUGUAGAUGCAUUGCUACAAUUAGCUGAGCUUUGUAAGCUCAGUGAAAACUUAGCAAUGGCUGCAGAAUUUACGGAACGUGCUCUGUACUGUCUGGAAGGUGCUUUUCAUCCUCUGUUUAUCUUUACAACUCCUCUGUGCAGAUUGGAUUAUAGAAAACAACAGAAUCGUGCUCUGUUCAUAACUUUGUUUAAACAUCUUAAUUUUGUUGGAGGACGUGCAUGUUAUAGAACAAGUUUGGAAUUUUGUAAAUUGCUUUUAUCACUUGAUCCAGAAGGUGAUCCUUUGGCAGUGAUUCUGUCGCUGGAUUUUUACGCUUUAAGAGCGAAAGAAUACGAAUGGUUUAUCGAAUUUUGCAAUCUUUGGGAUAGUGGGAGAAAUCUAACACAACUACCAAACAUAGCAUUCAGUUUAGCUGUGGCCCACUUUCAUUUAGGCAAUCGAACCGUUGCUAGUGAACUUUUACAAAAUGCUUUAAUAAUGUUUCCGGGUGUCCUGAUGCCGUUACUAGAAAAAUGUAGUGUACAAUCCGAUGAAACGUUACGAAACCACGAUUUCUUUAACAACAAGGCAAUAAUUUCGACUUCACCAGCGCUGGAAAAAUUGCAAAAUCUUUACGUUGCACGUAGCUUCCGUUUGUGGAAGGAAAUAGAUCUUUUACCAUGGUUGCGUGAGAACGUGCAUACCGUAUUAAAUCGCGUUGAUUCGAAAGACGAUUAUAUAAAGUACUGUGAAGUAAAACGAAGCAAGCGUUACCAAGGAAAACUACCGAAGAAUAUUUUACGUCAUAUUAUACUGUCUGACAUAAAAGACGUUACCGUAAACGUUCAAGAGAUACAAAGUGAUGGUUCAGUUCUUUCGUAUGAUCCUCUUCCACCAGCGGAUAGUAUUGAUAUUUACAAACGACCUACCACAAAUGCCGGCACAACUAGAACUAGCUCCAAUCUUUUAUCCCUUUUUUUCUCAUCUCUAUUUACAGAUAUUAAUGGAGAAGUGGCGGCAGCUGGCCGCGAUGGGUUACAUUUAUUCUACGACAACAACGAAGAUAUAUAAGGUUGAUUCUUAAUAUCAAUUGUUGAUUACAACGUAGAAUAAGAAAUCUGAGUUUUAUAGAAAUUUUACUUCCAACUUUGAUAAAACCAUGUGAAAAAUUAUACACGUAUAGAUAUUUUUCAAACAUCGGCUACUUUCACGAAGCAAAAAAAGGGCAUUACGUGUCAGGUAACAUAUCUACUAUAUAAUCAUGAA